AAAAAGAAACAACUCGCAACAAGAAUUGGUUUAAUUUACAAUAAUCAAAUUAAUAUGUACCUAGGAGGCUAGGACUUAUCGUUUCUUCUCUCUACCAUCCAUGAUUCCGUGAGAGAUCUUAUUCCGUUUUACAGUUACUGUAAGUCUGCAAAGAUUAAGUAAUUGCACGAUCUCCCAUUUGUUUUUAUUCUACGUUUUCUAUUUUCCAUUUUUGGUUACCUUUGUUUUGUUCUUCUCUUUCGUUUGUGGUUCUCACGCUCUUAUGAUAAUUAAUUCAACAAUGAAACUACAAUGUGAGUUGUUUUAUUCAAUUAAGCCUUUGAGUUUUCUUCACGCACAGACCUAUUCAUUUUUCCUUUUAUAAAAUACAGGUUUGUCCCAGCGCCGGCACUGACCACAAUUGUCAUUAGUAUUGGUACUUGUGAUUAAGUGGUGUUCGAUAUUUCAAAGUUUUUUGUUCUCUCACAUGAACAAAGAUCAUUAACUCUGUCUGAUUUGUGUUAAACGCAUUUACUUCUCACAAUCAUUUUCAUUUACAGAAGCACAUUGUCGAAGAGAAACGCUUAAGGCAUAUGAACACAUGAUCGAGGAAAUUCACAAACAGAUACAUUAAAAGAAGAAGUGAUAAGACGAUAUUAUUGGAGAUGAAUUUCACAGAAUCGAUGAACGUUGUGCACAGCAGAAUCCAACAACUUGAACCUGAAAAUGCAUCAAAAAUCAUCGGUUAUCUCUUGAUGCAAGACCAUGGGGACCUUGACAUGAUCCGUCUCGCCUUCUGUCCAGAUUCUGUGAUGCAUUCCAUGAUCAACUUCGUGAAAUACGAAUUAGCUAAAGAUCCUCGUUACAACAGCCCUCCUUCUGAUCACGCUCCUACGCUUAGUUUCGGAUCAUUCACUGGUUCAUCUAUCCAGCCUCCCUCCGUUUCGGUUUCUCCUCCUCUGAGAACCGGUUAUUGGGAGAACUCAACCGAGGUGGAUUCGUUGCAUAGCAAUGUUCAGUUCUUGAACUUUGAGGAUUCUAUGACGAGCACUGAGUUCUCUAAUGGCUUCUUCUCUCGAGAUCAUCAAUGCUUGCCUUUAAGAACAAGCAGGAGAUCACCAAGUUUACCCGAGUUUCCAGUAAAAAUAUGUCAUUACUUCAACAAAGGGUACUGCAAACAUGGCAACAACUGCCGGUAUUUCCACGGGCAGAUCAUACCGGAGAGAGAGGGUUUCUCUCAGAUGUUUAAUCCAAACAACAUAAGUGAUGAAGAACAUGUUGUUUCUCCCGGAUCACUUGAGAAACUAGAAGGAGAGAUCAUCGAGCUGCUCAAAUCGAGAAGAGGCGCUCCCAUUUCCAUUGCUUCAUUGCCAGUGAUGUACUAUGAAAAAUACGCAAGGACCCUUCAAGCUGAAGGAUAUCUCACAGAGUCACAAAGACAUGGCAAAGCUGGCUAUAGCCUCACCAAGCUUCUUGCUCGCUUGAACAACACCAUCCUCCUCAUCGACAGGCCUCAUGGUCAGCAUUCGGUUAUAUUAGCAGAAGAUGUAUCGAAGUUUGUGGAAUACAUGGGAGAGAGAAACGAACAUGGAGCCAUCCUUGCCGGUUCCAGGCAGAUUUACUUGACCUUUCCAGCAGAGAGUAGUUUCACUGAACAUGAUGUCUCAAACUACUUCUCCAAAUUCGGACUUGUUGAAGAUGUGAGGAUUCCUUGUCAACAGAAGAGAAUGUUUGGAUUUGUAACAUUUGUUUACACAGAAAGCGUCAAACACAUUCUCGCUAAAGGCAAUCCUCAUUUCAUAUGCGGGGCCCGUGUUCUCGUCAAGCCUUACCGGGAAAAAUCACGCUCUAGUCGAUACCUUGACAACAACAAGCCUCUUCACAGGAUGCGGUAUGGCUCUCAAUACAUUGACAGAGACUUGGAGAUGAACACAUUACCACCACGAGUUAGCGAGAGCUCAAGACUAAUGAGGAAUCAGUUUCUUGGGGAACAUGAGCAAUCAGUUUCGAAGUCUUUACCUACCAAUUACUCUUAUCUUGGCUUCUCCCAGGACUUCAGGAUAACAUCAGAUGCGGAGCAAGAGGAACAAGUAGGACGGUUGAGCUAUCUGCUGGACUAUUUGAACACUGAAGAAAAUGUCAUGAACAUAACCACAAACUACAAAGACACUGAUCGGAGAAUCCAUUGUGAUCCUUUGGACAACCAAGUCUUGAACCUACCAGAGAGUCCUUUUUCUUCCCUUUCUGGGAAGGAGAUUUCGACAGUUACCUAGAGAUGAAGAGAUUAAUAUCUAACCAAAAGGGAGAAGAAGAUAGGAACAUAAAGGUUAGAGGAAAUUCCCAAAUAUCUAAUAAUCAUCAAUCCGCAAAAAGAGUCUUCUUUAUAUUCUUCUUGCCCGGAAACCUUAGCAUCAUUAGCAAUAACGCCUAAGAGAUAAAAAAAAAGAGAGGUGACAGAAACUUUCUUUUACUACAGCAUGAGCCAAGCAGAGACAUAAAAGUACAGGGGUUACAUUAAUAAUUGAAAUCUUUCAGAAGGUUUACUUAUCUGUUUUCACUCUCUCUUAUCAACUUUAUGAUGCUGAUAGAUCAUAUCUCAUUGUAACAUAUGACAAUCAUUCUAGUUUUAAAA
Messenger RNA from Brassica oleracea var. oleracea, 2611 nucleotides. RefSeq names its product zinc finger CCCH domain-containing protein 18-like. The record is from RefSeq and is a predicted model, not a curated record. The transcript has 6 exons. The coding region runs from base 645 to 2252 and encodes 535 amino acids. Gene Ontology annotation, molecular function: metal ion binding; RNA binding. NCBI's taxonomy places the organism in Eukaryota, Viridiplantae, Streptophyta, Magnoliopsida, Brassicales, Brassicaceae.